AUGACGAUGCUACUGGACGGAGGACCGCAAUUCCCCUCGCUGGGAGUCGGGGGCUUCGGAGCCCCGCGCCACCAUGAGAUGCCCAACCGGGAGGCGGCGGGGAUGGGGCUCAGUCCUUUCGGGGACGCUUCGCAUGCCGCGGCCGCCGCCUUCAAGCUGAGCCCGGCAGCGGCACACGAUCUGUCCUCGGGCCAGAGUUCGGCGUUCACCCCGCAGGGCUCGGGCUAUGCCAACGCCCUGGGCCCCCACCACCAUCACCACCACCACCACCACCACCACGCCGGCCAGGUGCCCUCGUACGGGGGAGCCGCGGCCGCCUUCAACUCCACGCGCGACUUUCUGUUCCGCCAGCGAGGCUCGGGCCUCGGGGAGGCGAGUUCCGGGGGCGGCCAGCACGGGCUCUUCGCUGGCUCGCCGGGGAGCCUGCACGGCCCCCCGGGCAUCGCAGAGCCCCCGGGAUACUUGCUCUUCCCGGGGCUGCCAGAGCAGAGCCCGAACCACCCCUCGCCCACGGCCCACGUGGACAACAACCAGGUGCACUUGGGGCUGCGAGGGGAGCUGUUCGGCCGCCCUGACCCAUACCGCGCAGUGGGCAGUCCUCGGACCGACCCGUAUGCCGCGGGCGCCCAGUUCCACAACUACCCCCCGAUGAACGUGAACAUGGGCAUGAACGUGGCGGCGGCGGCGGCGGCGGCGCACCACGGGCCGGGCGCCUUCUUCCGCUACAUGCGCCAGCCCAUCAAGCAGGAGCUGGCGUGCAAAUGGCUCGAGGAGGCACAGUUGGGCCGGCCCAAGAAGAGCUGCGACCGGACCUUCAGCACCAUGCAUGAGCUGGUGACGCACGUCACCAUGGAGCAUGUGGGGGGGCCGGAGCAGAACAACCACAUCUGCUACUGGGAGGAGUGCCCCCGGGAGGGCAAGUCCUUCAAGGCGAAAUACAAACUAGUCAACCACAUCCGCGUGCACACUGGCGAGAAGCCCUUCCCCUGCCCCUUCCCGGGCUGCGGCAAGAUCUUCGCCCGCUCCGAGAACCUCAAGAUUCACAAAAGGACGCACACAGGUAAGUAA
Molecule: messenger RNA, 1068 nt
Organism: Gracilinanus agilis (Agile Gracile Mouse Opossum)
Lineage: Eukaryota; Metazoa; Chordata; Mammalia; Didelphimorphia; Didelphidae
Gene: ZIC3
Product: Zic family member 3
Exons: 1
Coding region: 1-1068 (355 amino acids)
Biological process (GO): regulation of transcription by RNA polymerase II; central nervous system development
Cellular component (GO): nucleus
Molecular function (GO): RNA polymerase II cis-regulatory region sequence-specific DNA binding; DNA-binding transcription factor activity, RNA polymerase II-specific
Source: RefSeq, a predicted model, not a curated record